Molecule: messenger RNA, 1867 nt
Organism: Mercenaria mercenaria
Lineage: Eukaryota; Metazoa; Mollusca; Bivalvia; Venerida; Veneridae
Product: achaete-scute homolog 1-like
Exons: 2
Coding region: 129-767 (212 amino acids)
Biological process (GO): developmental process; regulation of transcription by RNA polymerase II
Molecular function (GO): DNA-binding transcription factor activity, RNA polymerase II-specific; protein dimerization activity; RNA polymerase II transcription regulatory region sequence-specific DNA binding
Source: RefSeq, a predicted model, not a curated record
AGACACUGCACGCGACAGGCACGCGACUGACGUAAUUCUUUAGGUUUAUAUUUGCAAACACAGACUUUCAGACGAUAUUUUUGGCAUCGUCUUUAAGGGAACAAAGUCUUUGAACAGUUCAGUCUUUAAUGGAUCUUUCUUCUGGUAACUUCACAAAUGAGCACAUUAUGAAACAGGAAUAUCAUUUUCAAACUGAACUGCAGAAUAUGCCUUCUUGCAUGUACGACCAACACUCUCAAAUGGGAGUCAUGCCAUCUAGUGGCCAAAGCACGAGGUCAAAGCUGUUUCGAUUUCACAUGGCUAAAGAAAAUGCAGCAAUGGGCAGUUGUCGAAGACGACUUGAUUUUAACCAAAGUUGUCAAACCAACAUUUACGGUUUGAAACUUGGACAACAAAUUACAGUUGCGCGUAGAAAUGAACGUGAAAGGAAUCGUGUAAAACUUAUAAAUAUGACAUUUGCAACUCUCAGGGAACAUUUACCGUUUGAACCUGAAAAUACGAAAAAUAAGAAAAUGAGUAAGGUGGAUACAUUAAAAGCAGCCAUUGAUUACAUCAAAUACCUCCAGGAGCUUGUUGACAAUCAUGAUGCAGUAAGCGCUGUGUUUAACGAAGCUUGUUCAAUUGACGCUAUGCAAUUUGACUUGAGAACAUGUCCGACAAAUUCACCUGAAAAAUCACCACCGGAAACAGUUAUGACGUCAGAAGCUACGUUCGAUGCACUGAGUACAGAAGAAGAAGAGUUGCUUGACUUCGCUAGUUGGUUCUGAAAUUCAAGAGCAGGUGAAAAUAUACACGAAGAAAUAUCAAGAGAUAACCCACCUGUCACGUACCAACCAGGAUGAGGGAAAAGUGACAUUAAAUCUAUCUAGUCAUAUACUACAACACGGGUUUCUCUCUUCUUCAUUGGGAAAGGAAAGAUGUGCAAAGUCUACAUCUCAGCGGACUUAAUUUUGGGUCCGCCCCCUUUACUAGGACACGCCCAUUCAUUACGUCAUUGCUACAGGUGGCUAUUUUUGUGGUAACGACAAUACAAUACCCGUAGACAAGUGUGGUUAUUUGAUAUCUUUUAUUUUUUGAAAUUCAAUAAAGGUGCUUUGCAAAAAAUGAUGCAUAAAAUACUUUUAAAAUGUUAUAUCCUGUACUGUCGGCAUUUAAAGAAUUUACACACAUUCAGACUAUCUGAUUUUACCAGCUCUGUCAAGAGAAGUCUCGAUUUCAUCCAAUUCCACUAUCGUACUCCGUGCUGCAAAGAUGAUGAUAGUGUUUUUCAUUCACUAUAUUUUAUUUACACCUCUUUAGCUGAAAAAAUACUACAAGCGCCUAUUAAAUAUAUGCGCAAAUGCAAUAUAUAUUGUUGAUCUGCACAACAGAUGUUAGAUAGAUGUCGAGUAUCAGUCUGACUUUUUACGUUGAAGUUUUACACAUGAAAUCACCAGCAAAAGUUCUAAAGCACCACAAGUCAGACUGAAGUACACAAAAACGUACGCUUUCUAUUUGGCGUUCACUUAUAUUGUGUGAAUAAGGCAGCUGUUCCAAAGCUCUUCAAUUCGGAGUCGGAAGAAGCGGUAUUACUUUUCUGAGUACACAGCAAAUCGAAAAGGUUUGAUACAAGAGCAUAUUUUGCAAAAUAAUAGAACAAAAAAAAAUCAUAAUGAAUAAUCAGGUUAUUUUGUCUUUUUGAACAUACUUGUUUGUUAUGUUUAUUUAUUAACCCCGCUUGGUUUUGAAAUUUGAUUGAUCGUCCUGCCACUAUUGGCUGAUAUUGUUUUGGUCAGUUGGGGCAUGCCGUAGUAUGUCAUUUUCGCAAAUUAGAGGUCUACCAUGGGACCCCGGAUGAGUUCGUCUCGGGAUUUAGACGAACUUCUGA